CGGCUUUUCAGAGGCGCAAUUGCCGCGAUUUCUAGCCGUCGUUGUGUCCAUAUGACGUAGAGUAUUCAUCUCUCCCUCGGCUAUGUGAUUCAGAGGCAGAUGUUCAUCAUGCACGGAGCGCCUGCCUGCUUGCAGUCGAGCAAAGGUCCAUGACUCGAGAUCACCAUCCAUUCUGACUGUCCUCUAAGCCGCCAAGACACAGCCAUCAUGAAGUUCUCCAGCGACCUGACCGCGCUGCUGUCCGCCACCUCGGCAGCGCUCGCCACCUGCGCGGCCAGCACUAACACCCCGUCUCCUCCACCGCCACCGACCUUGACACACCUGUACACGAUGAACUGCACCCUCGCCCCGGCCAUCACCAUCGGCGACGGGCCCAUCUACAACCGCGUCGCGAUCCCCAUCGUGGGGGGCACCUUCUCGGGCCCGCGCGGCCUGUCGGGCACGAUCGCGGACCUGGGCGCCGACUGGGGCGUCACCGACAAGCACGGCGUGUUCCACCCGGACACGCGGUACCACCUGUACGCCGGGGCCGAGAAGGCGGGCAUCUUUGUGCAGACGGCUGGGUCGGCGCAGCCGGACGGGCGGAUCCAGCUGCGGAUGGUGUUUGAAACGGGACACCCGGACUACUACUGGUUGAACUAUGUCGUUGCCGUGGGCAUCCUGACGGCCGGGGACGGAUAUGUGCUGAUUGACGCGUGGCAGGUCAAUAGUCCCGCGUUGUAGGAGAAGCCUUGAGAUAUCCCAGGACGUUGCGCGGAUGGUCAAAAAGGGGAGAGCAGGCA
This is a messenger RNA of Microdochium trichocladiopsis, 782 nucleotides long. RefSeq lists its product as uncharacterized. Bases 208 to 723 code for a protein of 171 amino acids. The transcript is spliced from 2 exons. The record is from RefSeq and is a predicted model, not a curated record. NCBI's taxonomy places the organism in Eukaryota, Fungi, Ascomycota, Sordariomycetes, Xylariales, Microdochiaceae.